CACACACACACACAGACCUCUCUGGAUUUCUUUGCCUUGAGUCUCCCGGAGCUGUGAGGAACCAGGCGCAUCUCAAACCGAGCUGGCAGCUCCAGGCUCCAGAGCCAUGCCCUGCACGAACCCUCAUGCUCACCAAGCUCCUGAGGAAUGAAACGAACCCAGGGACCCUCAGAAGGCAGCAGUGAUGUGGACCAACCCCCUGGAGCCUGCACCCUUCCGAGGGCCAUAGGCGACCCAGGGAACUGGAGAGAGCUCCAGACAGGAAAUCCCAGCUUUCCCAAAGUCCCUGUGGAUGCUGACAAAAGGAGACCUGAAUUUUUGGAAGGGCCUGUCCUAGGUUACCCAGCUGCAGAGUGAUUUUCCCCUCUGGCAUUGAACCUCCCUCUCCAACCCCCAGCCAUCUAGAGUACCAUGAAGAAUUAUGAGGAUGUGUGACAGAGGAAUCCAGAUGUUGAUCACUACUGUGGGAGCCUUCGCAGCUUUUAGUUUAAUGACCAUUGCAGUGGGCACGGACUACUGGUUAUAUUCCAGAGGAGUGUGCAGGACUAAAUCUACAAGUGAUAAUGAAACCAGCAGGAAGAAUGAAGAAGUAAUGACCCACUCAGGGCUGUGGAGGACCUGCUGCCUAGAAGGGGCUUUCCGAGGCGUGUGCAAGAAAAUUGAUCACUUCCCCGAAGAUGCUGACUACGAACAGGACACAGCUGAGUACCUCCUGCGGGCUGUGAGGGCCUCCAGCGUCUUCCCCAUCCUCAGUGUCACGCUGCUGUUCUUCGGCGGGCUCUGCGUGGCGGCCAGCGAGUUCCACCGCAGCAGACACAAUGUCAUCCUCAGCGCGGGCAUCUUUUUCGUCUCUGCAGGGUUAAGCAACAUCAUCGGCAUCAUAGUUUAUAUAUCAGCCAAUGCUGGAGACCCCGGGCAACGUGACUCCAAAAAGAGCUACUCCUACGGCUGGUCCUUUUAUUUCGGAGCCUUCUCUUUCAUCAUCGCGGAAAUUGUAGGAGUAGUCGCUGUGCACAUCUAUAUCGAAAAACAUCAGCAGUUACGCGCCAAAUCCCACUCGGAGCUCCUGAAGAAAUCUACCUUUGCCCGCCUUCCACCCUACAGGUAUAGAUUCCGGAGGCGGUCAAGUUCCCGCUCCACAGAGCCCAGAUCCCGAGACCUGUCCCCCAUCAGCAAAGGCUUCCACACCAUCCCUUCCACUGACAUCUCAAUGUUCACCCUCUCCCGGGACCCCUCAAAGAUCACCAUGGGGACCCUCCUCAACUCCGACCGGGACCAUGCUUUUCUACAGUUCCACAAUUCCACGCCCAAAGAGUUCAAAGAGUCGUUGCAUAAUAAUCCGGCCAACAGGCGCACCACGCCCGUCUGAACUGACUUCUGCCCUCUGCCUUCCACCCCCAGCACAGCCCGGUGGGAAGUGGACAGAGGUUUCUCUGAGGUUGCAUGGCAUGGUCCUCGUGAUGGUAUUACUUUUUACAAAGACUGAAACCAAAUGGACUCAGCCUUCUCCCACAGUUCGCCCCUCUCCCUCCAGGUCCUAACCCCUCUGUCCCUCCCCGACUUUUCAAGCCAAUCCCAUGACGUCUCUCUCUGUGUAUCUGUGCCAGAUGUUUUCCUUUCUUCCUUCUUUACUGGAAGGACCUCCACAUUCUUCCCUCCUUGGAAGAGGACUUUACUCAAAGUCACGGGUGGUGGCUGGCGGGGGGCAGGGGCGGGGGGGAUCUCCGAAUCCCCAGACUUGUGCAGAGUUGUCUCCAUUGUCCACUCCAAAUCCUCAGGACACCAACGGCCCAGGUGGCCCUGAGGGAGGCAUUCACCUUUCUGUGUUAGAAAAACAUGCCCAGAAAUCAAAGAUGUCAGAGCCCUGAAGCAGCUACUGUAAUAAGCACUCACGUAUUAAAGGUUUUGCCUUGUCGUAA
Molecule: messenger RNA, 1919 nt
Organism: Physeter macrocephalus (sperm whale)
Lineage: Eukaryota; Metazoa; Chordata; Mammalia; Artiodactyla; Physeteridae
Gene: CACNG3
Product: calcium voltage-gated channel auxiliary subunit gamma 3
Exons: 4
Coding region: 422-1369 (315 amino acids)
Biological process (GO): calcium ion transport; positive regulation of synaptic transmission, glutamatergic; transmission of nerve impulse
Cellular component (GO): postsynaptic density membrane; AMPA glutamate receptor complex
Molecular function (GO): voltage-gated calcium channel activity; channel regulator activity
Source: RefSeq, a predicted model, not a curated record